This is a messenger RNA of Laetiporus sulphureus 93-53, 2649 nucleotides long. RefSeq lists its product as uncharacterized. Gene Ontology annotation, biological process: mismatch repair. Gene Ontology annotation, cellular component: mismatch repair complex. The transcript is spliced from 17 exons. NCBI's taxonomy places the organism in Eukaryota, Fungi, Basidiomycota, Agaricomycetes, Polyporales, Laetiporaceae. The record is from RefSeq and is a predicted model, not a curated record. Gene Ontology annotation, molecular function: mismatched DNA binding; ATP-dependent DNA damage sensor activity; ATP hydrolysis activity. The coding region runs from base 1 to 2649 and encodes 882 amino acids.
AUGGACUCGAAACAACAACCCGUAAUUGAACGCCUCUCUUUAACAACUCAAUCUCGGAUUCGUUCCACGCAGAUACUCAUUUCGUUGCCACAAAUCAUUUCCGAGUUCGUACAGAACUCUCUGGAUGCAGGCGCCGGGAACGUCGACAUCGGGAUUGAUUGCGAAGAGUGGUCAUGUUGGGUCCGUGACGAUGGUUCGGGAAUCAGCAGAGAUGGCUUUGAUGUCCUCGCGGGCAGCUCGCAAGUUGGGCGCUAUGGUACAUCCAAAGCGUAUUCUCCCGAUAGUUUGGGGCAAGUGUCGACUUUUGGCUUCCGAGGAGAAGCUCUGGCAUCCGCGGCAGACCUAUCAUGCAUUGAGAUCUCUUCCAGAACUGCGAGGUCUCGAGAAAGCUGGUCUGUAAUCCUCAAAGGCGGGGACGUACUCUAUAACGGACCUUCCGUUAGGUGGCGGAGAGAAAGUCCAGGAACUGUUGUGUCAGUACGCGACGCAUUCUACAAUCUCCCUAUCCGCCGAAGAUCGCACCCGUCGGCUUCAAAGACAAUAGAGCUUGUCAGAAAGGAUAUCGAGACAUUUGCCUUAGUUUCCCCCCAUGUUUCUUUUACCUUGGAAAAUCUCGCAGAGAACAAAGGAGAAAGCUCUCGCAUGAGCCGUGUAAUGACCGUACCCAAGACGGCCUCAAGUCUUGCAGCGUUCCGUCAUUUGUAUGGUAGGGCGCUUGUCGAGCAUGCCGAAGAGAUCAACGAGAGCUCUGGUGAUACGAAUUUGCAAGGAUUCAUUAGUCUAGAUGGUGCACAAUCCAAGGCAUAUCAAUUUCUGUACGUUAAUAGACACCCCAUGUCACCAUGUGUGAUCCACCGUAUCAUCGAUGCCGCAUUUGCCAGAAGCUCCUUUGCGAAACAUGCGCUCAACGAGGAAGGCGAGGAUGACCGGCCAUUUUCAAAUGUCCGCCGCUCCCCGCGCAAGUCGGAAAAGAAGCCGGUCUAUGUGUUGAACCUCUUGAUCCCUCCACGGAGUGUCGAUAACUGCCUCGAACCCGCCAAAUCUGCCGUUCAUUUACAGAACGCAGAUGCUGCUCACGCAUUCCUAUCAUCCGUGGUAGAGACAUUCCUCGAACGGCAUGGCUUCCUCAUGUCAGGGACAUCUCGAACCCACAUUACCACCUUGGGAGAGAACGGCCACUGUGAGCCGUCGCACAAGAAAAGAAGGAAGAUCGUUAGCGGACGGGAACGCCAGCCGAGUACCGAGCCAGCAGUGCCAGUACAGCGCCACGACCGUCUUGAUAGUCCUCAUACACACGCUGAGAUGCCUAUUCUCGUACACCCGGAAAUACAUGCUCAUGAUCUACCCGAACCUAACGGAGGGAUGUUUCAGGCGUUGUGGACCGAUCCAUCGACAGGCGAACGUUUUGUUGUGGACACACGAACGGGCAACUCAUAUUCAAUGCAUGCACGCUCGAAUUUAUAUGCAAAGAUUGAUGAGCUUCCUGUCCAGCGAAGACGCACUCUCGGCCCUCUAGCUCGCAAGGAUGGUGAGGGACGGUCUGAUACUAAGCAAAAGGAUAAUUUGCCUGAAUGGAUGAAGAAUGCACUCGAGACAAAUGAAGUCUAUAGCAUGGCAGAACCUCGGAUUCGUUCAGUGAACAUUUCCUCUGCGACGAUGGCGGGUGUAGAUGGAUUUCGUCAUGACUGCUCGCAUCAUGAAGAGUAUUUCGACAUAACGAGAGGAGGACAACGAGGCACUGUUUGGCGAAACCGGUGGCAAGAAAUUGGCGCAUCUCAGAUUCGGGAUGGACGAUUCGCCAAGACGGAUCUGCGCAAAGCGCGUGUAUUGGGCCAAAUAGAUCGGAAAUUCAUUGCGUGCAUCGUUGAUUCCGACUCAAGUGACAAGAUGGACGGGAACAAGAGUGUAGGGCGCACGCUCAUCCUCAUUGACCAGCACGCAGCAGACGAGCGUGUUCGUGUGGAACGCUUUUUGCGCGAACUCUGUGUUGGCUUCCUAGGAUAUCGCACCGCCAGUGGCCCUUUGGCAUAUGGUGAUGUCGAGGACAGUCCCGAUCUCAAUCGCGGAGGCGUACGGACGAGAGAGCUUUCAUCUCCAGUUCCUAUUCUGUUGACCCGUCGUGAAUCUUCCAAAAUUGCGGAGGAAGACAUCCAAACCGCAUUCAAGUGUUGGGGCAUUCGGUUUUUAUUGCCGGAUAGUCAACAACGCGAAGAGGUAGAUAUUCUAGACCAGAAUAGAGGGCAAGACUCUAUGAAUAGUUAUGCGCAAGUAUUCGUUAGCAAUAUUCCAGAGAUAGUGGCAGACAAGUUGCUCACCGGUGACGAGCUUAAGGAACUGGUCAAGGGCUACCUCGCGACGCUCGAGAUGGAGGGUCUUCCGACAACUCCACGCGGACAACCCGAGGCGUUCAGUGAGGGUGACGAAGACCUUGUGUGGCAGAAAGCGAUGCGAUGGUGUCCUCGGCAACUGCUUGAACUCGUCAACUCGAAAGCUUGCCGAGGUGCAAUUAUGUUUAACGACUCGCUGACGACGGAACAAUGUUCGAGGUUGGUGCAACAGUUGUCUGAGACAAUCUUUCCGUUCCAAUGCGCGCAUGACCAUCGCUCGUGCCGCUUAUGGAACUUGGACGAGAACACGGGAGUGAGAUGA